This is a messenger RNA of Erigeron canadensis, 1104 nucleotides long. RefSeq lists its product as uncharacterized. The record is from RefSeq and is a predicted model, not a curated record. NCBI's taxonomy places the organism in Eukaryota, Viridiplantae, Streptophyta, Magnoliopsida, Asterales, Asteraceae. The coding region runs from base 1 to 1104 and encodes 367 amino acids. The transcript is spliced from 2 exons.
AUGGAAGAGCACCGUCUGUCUGUUUGUGCUAUUAUGGAGUCCCAUGUUGAUUCGUCAUCUCUUGCUAGUGUAUGUAGGAAGGUAUGUCGUUUGUGGGAUUGGAAUUCUAAUGCUAGUGUAUGUGAUAAAGGUACACGUAUCAUUGUCGGUUGGAAUAGUGAACUCGUGGAUGUUAUGGUUAUCUCUCAGACAGAUCAGGUGUUUGUUCAUGAUAGACCUUGGAUAAUUCUAGGCGACUUUAAUUCUGCUCUGAACUUGGAAGAUAGCCUUAAUGGUUCAUCUUCUAUUUCUAUUAGAAUGCGCGACUUUAAAGAGUGUGUAGAUAGAAUUGACGUGGUUGAUAUUAAUAGUUUGGGAGUACAUUUUACUUGGAACCAGAAACCGAAGAAUGGUAAUGGUAUUUUCAUGAAAAUUGAUAGAGUCAUGGGUAAUGUUGGGUUCAUUGAUGCCUUUCCUACUGCUUCUGCACUUUUCCAGCCUAAUAGAGUUUCUGAUCACUCUCCUUGUGUUCUAAAACUCCCUUCAGUAUCACAUAGUAGGCCGAAACCUUUUAAGUUUGCAAAUUUUUUGGCUAAGAAACCUGAUUUUAUUCCUUUAAUGAGGCAGCAUUGGAUUGAUGUGUAUAAUGGACAUCAUAUGUUCAAAUUAGUUAAGAUGUUAAGGGCCAUGAAAGCACCUAUGCGUGGUCUCCUUUUUAAGCAAGGAAAUCUCCAUGCUAAAGUUUCCAAAGCUAGGGAGACUCUUGAUGAAGUACAGCGAGCUAUCGAUGGGGAUCCUUUGAAUAUUAAUGUUAAAGAAAAGGAAGUAAAGUGUUUACAGGUGUUUCGUGAGGCUGCAAUGGAUGAAGAACUGUUCCUAAAGCAGAAAGCUAAAAUCGAAUGGCUUAAGGCGGGUGACUCUAACUCAUCUUUUUUUCAUAAUUCUAUUAAAUGCAGGAACCAUAAGAGUCGAAUUGCAGCUAUCAAAGAGGCUAAUGGAGUUACUCAUGAAGGUGGAGAGGCUGUCCGUAUUUUGGUGGAUCAUUAUUCACAUUUUUUGGGUUCUAAAGGGAAUAUAGGCUCGACACCUAGUGAAUCUUUAUUCACUAACCGGUUGUCGAGAUAA